GACUCCAGACCGUCUGGGAUUCAUUGCUACCCAAUCAAGACACGUACAAGAGCUACUACUCUACUCGUAAGAGCCCCCCGAAGGAUCAGCGGACACACCCUCUGGGAAGUAUGAUUGACAGGUCCCGCAGGCGGCAGAGCAUCUGUUAACCUAACACUGGUGAACUGCGCGUCAGUGAGUCGGCUCCCCGAAGUGUGUCGGCUGUUUACGGAAACUCCGAGCUGACAAUAUCCGUUCCAGAGUCAACCUCAAGUCUCGUCAUCACAUCCUCCCGCGUUACCGGAGUUAGGGGACUCAAAGUGUCAUCUGGUACGGCUGAAUUACCGGGACGAAAGGGCGUUCUGCUGGAGGGCUGGAGUGAUGCAACGUUAGCGAGUACCGGCAAUGGCAGUCCUUGGGAAGAGGGCGGCCCGGCUAGCGCAGUGACCCGCGGCGCUGCCGCCGAAUGAGGGAAGAACCUAGAUCGUGCCAAACGGCAGCUUUCACGGGGAGUAACGUAGCCCGAGGCAUAGUCAACAUUCCAACCUUCGCUGUAGAAGACUAUUGCAGGGUUGCCUGUCACUGACAGAGGACACAGGGGUAACGUGUUUGGAUUGCAUUCUGUCCUACGGGACGGCGGAAGCCAUCAGGGGCGCGGAAUUUGACUUGCCUGCGAGAGAAACUGUCCAGCUGCCCGUGGAAUAAUGUACGGGCUGCUGCUUGAAUCCAUCAACGAGUACAUCAAGGAAGCUUACGGGGAAUCCGUAUGGAAGCUGAUCAGGGAACGGGCGUUGUGUCCACAUCAUUCAUUCGUAACGCACCAGGUUUACGGGGAACAUGAGAUCCCGAAGAUCGCCCGGGCGGCGUCGGAGGUGACGGGGAUCGACCUGCCCGAUCUGAUGGACGCGUUCGGCGUGACGUUCGUCAGCUUCGUGGGGCAGUACGGCUACGACAGGAUACUCAGGGUGCUGGGCAGACAUGUCCGAGACUUCCUCAACGGGCUGGACAAUCUGCACGAGUAUCUACGGUUCAGCUACCCAAAGUUGCAGCCUCCUAGCUUCUUCUGUGAAGAGGAAUCCUCCAUGGGGCUGACUCUACAUUACAGGAGCAGGAGGCGGGGAUUCGUGCAUUAUGUCAAAGGUCAACUCAGACAGGUCGGUUUUCUGUUUUAUCAGACAGAAAUAAACGUGGAGGUCCUGAAAGAGACGGACCACGCGGAGGGUCUCACACACGUCGUCUUCAGAUUACAUUUCAACAACAGGGCGUAUAAAAUAAACCGGCAUCAUCUUGGGAACACCUGCACAGACAGCCUUCUUCCAGUCAGGAGCGACGUCUUCUUUGAGGUGUUCCCCUUCAACGUUGUGUUUGGCGAGGACAUGUUAAUCAGGAGAGUCGGCAUCGGCCUGCAGAACAUCUUCGAGAAGCUAGAGGGCAGGCAGAUAGAGGAGUCCUUCACCUUGAACAGGCCACUCGUGAAGUUCACGUGGGAGAACGUGUUGAAUCAUACGAAUAACCUGUUUGAGUUGGUUUCACGACUACCGAUCGAGCGGACCAGUCUCCAUGGGAAAAGCAGCAUGAGCGAUGGAGGGUCUGGUAAUCUCAUGCACAAUAAAGUACACGCUCGUAAGGCAUCACGGCGGCGCUGCCCGUGGUUUGGUUUGGGCAUUCCUUCGGUUGAGAAUGGUUUCGGAAAUGGCGAGGACGAUGUGGGAAACGGGGAUAAAGGCGUGCCUCUAGACACUUCCCUGGAACUCAUGGCCUUUCAGACAAUCACAGGAGAUGCCCCUGAGGGCUUCAACACACUAGCCAAUGAGAACGACCGGUGCCUUACACUGAAGGGGCAGAUGAUGUUCAUGGAAGACUGGAAAAGCGUUAUCUUCAUCGGGACCCCCAUUAUGGAGAACCUGGAACAGAUGUUCAUGACAGGCCUGUACAUCAACGACCUGAGCAUGCACGACUCCAGCCGGGACCUGGUUCUGGCGGGCACCCAGCAGUCAGCCGAGCUUAAACUCGCCUUGGACCAAGAGCAACAGAAAAGCUCUAAGCUGGAGGAGAGCAUGAGGAUGUUGGAUGUGGAGAUGAAGAAAACGGACGAGCUGCUGUACCAGAUGAUUCCCAAAGCUGUGGCGGACAGGCUCAGGAAGGGAGAGGCGUCCGUGGAGACGUGCGAGUCUCACGCUGCAUAUUUUCAGGUGUUCCAAGAGGUGACCAUCCUCUUCAGUGACGUGGUCGGAUUCACCAAGAUCUGCAGCCGCAUCACCCCUAUGCAGGUUGUAUCCAUGCUCAACUCCAUGUACACGCUGUUUGAUCAACUCACAGAGAAACACAACGUCUACAAGGUAGAAACGAUAGGUGACGCCUACAUGGUUGUAUCCGGCGCCCCUGAGAAGACGCGGUUUCACGCGCAUUACGUGGCGGACAUGGCGCUGGACAUGCUCAGGUCCAUGAAGCAUCUACAGGACCCGUCCACUGGGGACACCCUGCAGAUCAGAAUAGGCGUGCACUCCGGCAUGGUGGUGGCAGGGGUAGUGGGGCUGAAGAUGCCCAGAUGGUGUCUGUUCGGGGACACCGUUAACACAGCAUCCCGCAUGGAGAGUAGCGGCCAGGGCAUGCACAUCCACAUCAGUGAAACCACCAAGGCUCAUCUGGACGAGGAACCUUACGUCAUAGUAGAGAGAGGGACUGUCACAAUUAAGGGCAAAGGCGAAAUGAAAACUUACUGGCUAAAAGAGAAGGCCGGUGGCCAGAGCGCGGAGACGUUGGACACGCCGUUCAUGGCCAACUCCAGCGAGAACGAGUCGGACGAGGGGUCACGUGACAGCUCCAGAAUUUCCACGUACAAUCCCGUCUUCUCGGAUGACGUCAUCAAGAAGACCCAGGACGCCCCCAGCAUUGCCAUUGAGGAAGAAGUUGUGCACGAAAAGGUAGACCACGUGACGUGACGUAAUGUGUGGCCAAACUUUAGACCGACCUUGCGUUUGUACUUAUCACCAUCUACUGAACAGGUGUUGCAAAGGUGCUAUUCAUGGCAUAGAAAUGGCAGGAAAUGUUCUUUUAUUAAAACAAUUUUAUCCAUAAGACCUCAAAUGCAAAGCCCAGCAUUAAGACGUGGAUCUCCCCCUCUUUCAAAACUCCUCUCAAAUGACCUAGGAUAAUCGUAUUGAUAUUUCCGGUAUACAUCAUUUUAAUCAGGAUAAUCCCCUGUCGCCGCUGUCGGGUAAAGGAGGGCAAGCAAUGGCAGAUUAAAACAAAGAAACCCUAAUCCAUGGGCCGGCCAGUUGUGUUAAUGAAUAACAGUGUAACGGAUGAGGUCAACUUCCUCCUGAUUCACAGUGUCUGAUUCCCUUUGUACCAACACAUUCUCGGAAAGAUUAGCAUGUACCACCAUGAACGAGAUGUUUUGAAGAAUAGAACGUCCCCGACUUUAUUUAAAUCCACGGAUGAACAAUAUGAAGGGACUCAUAAGCGGAACAUUUCGGAGAGACAGUACUCUCACGCCGUCUUAUGUCGAGGAAAAGGAUAUCGUAUUUAUUGAGAGUCAUUUUGCCAUGAAAUUGACCAGUGUCUACUGCCAAAGUGAUGGCGGCCAUAUUUGCUGCUGUUUAUAACAGCGUAUCAUAUGACCGAAGAUUUCGGAUGAUACUACCGUUUCUGUACAAUCAUGUAUCAAGUAUUUUUGUAUAUCAACAUAUCAAUCUAGAGUGUUCCUCAAAUUCUAAACAUCAUGUAAAAUAACGAUAUGUAUAUAUGUGUGACAAGUAUACGGUGGCCGUAUUGUACAAGAGGGUGUUGCUUUUGUAUGUUGUGUUGUUUGUAUCGGAGACAGCUGGUCAUUGUGACGUCAUUCAAUACCCCUGCAAAAUAAAGAUUACGUAUGCCAUA
Messenger RNA from Branchiostoma floridae (Florida lancelet), 3861 nucleotides. RefSeq names its product soluble guanylate cyclase 88E-like. The record is from RefSeq and is a predicted model, not a curated record. The coding region runs from base 684 to 2921 and encodes 745 amino acids. Gene Ontology annotation, molecular function: heme binding; guanylate cyclase activity; oxygen sensor activity. Lineage: Eukaryota; Metazoa; Chordata; Leptocardii; Amphioxiformes; Branchiostomatidae. The transcript is spliced from 19 exons. Gene Ontology annotation, cellular component: guanylate cyclase complex, soluble. Gene Ontology annotation, biological process: nitric oxide-cGMP-mediated signaling; response to oxygen levels; cGMP biosynthetic process.